AUGGGCAUGAUUACCUUCUUACCUGGAAAUACCCAAAUCUCAUUAAUCUCAACAUCACUCACAUGCUAUACAUUCUACCUCCUCCGCACCACCAGCCCUGCUCAUGUCCCAUAUCAAUUCAUGUUAAAUUUCAUCAAUGUCGUCUCGGUAUCGGCUUAUGUACCGUUAAUACUGGUAAAAGUCUUCGAAAGGUUCGAAACGUUUGUACGAUCCCAAGUCUCCCAUUCAGAUAGUUACUCAAAGAAGAAAGGUCAGAGAGAAAGUCUUUGGAGGAGAUGGAUCAACAAUUCAGAGUUUUUACUGUGCUUGACUCUUUUGCAAUUCGCUUUAACAUUCGGAUUCAUCGCUCUGUCCAUCUUAUCGCUCUGCACUCACCACCCUCCCCCCUUUCCCUCUUCUUACUCUCAAUCUUCAGCUCAAUCCCCCGACCAACCUUCUCGGACGUAUACACUUCCCAUUCAUCGUCCCUCGUCUUCUCCGACCGACCUCAUCGGCUUACUUCCCCUCCUAUUGUCCUUCCUACAUCUGAUAAUCCUCUCAAUACAGCUUCUGUCUUUCACAACAAUCAUAGUAGAAAUUCGGAGUUCGGUGAGAUACUCUUUCGUCGAUAGGUCUUUAUCCGGUCUAUUGGAGAGGGACAUAACCGAUUUGAUCAAUCUCAAGAACGAAUGCGAUCACAGAUACCCUUCCAAGAAAUGGGUAGAUAAUGCAUUUACGGAUGGUCGUUCCUCAUCGACCUUUGGAUUGUACUCUUCUCCUUCUCGUUCCAACAAUGAUAACGGUGGUGAGGAUGGAACUCCUCGUAGGAGAAGUAUUUCUACCACCUCCACGGUACUAGGUACUCCAUUGUCUGUACCGCUCUAUAGGGAUCAUCCAGUGGACGAAGGGGAUAUCCGAUUCACAGAUCCGUUCAAUUUCACUAAUAGAAGCUCUUCUAGAGGUGGAAAUGGGAAUGGGAAUAGAAGGUUAUCAGUAAGGUUUGAUCUGACGAGACAUCUCAAUGACAAUCAGACUCUCAUUACUCCUAAGAAUGGGUACGAUGAAGAAUCUCAAAGGAACGAUUACUUCUCAUUACCUUACUCAUCCUCCUUCUCGGGACUUGUAAAAGAAAAAGAGAUAAUUCGACCUAUUCCAUUGAGUAUAAUCAAAUCACCCAAGAAUACUACAGCGCUCGGAUUAGGAUUCUCACCCUCUUCUUCGAAUGGGAGUGAAACGCUAGAAGAUAUACUUGAAGAAGGACCGGAUGAAGUUGAGCAGGGACAAGGGGAAAGGAGGGAUUCAUGGAUGGAUAUCAAAGGUGAACAAAGCGUUUGA
Kwoniella botswanensis is the source of this 1314-nucleotide messenger RNA. RefSeq lists its product as uncharacterized. The transcript is spliced from 4 exons. The record is from RefSeq and is a predicted model, not a curated record. NCBI's taxonomy places the organism in Eukaryota, Fungi, Basidiomycota, Tremellomycetes, Tremellales, Cryptococcaceae. Bases 1 to 1314 code for a protein of 437 amino acids.